Candoia aspera is the source of this 1173-nucleotide messenger RNA. It is a transcript of the gene BCL7C, whose product is annotated as BAF chromatin remodeling complex subunit BCL7C. The record is from RefSeq and is a predicted model, not a curated record. The coding region runs from base 440 to 1117 and encodes 225 amino acids. NCBI's taxonomy places the organism in Eukaryota, Metazoa, Chordata, Lepidosauria, Squamata, Candoiidae. The transcript is spliced from 6 exons.
AAGAAGACGAAUGGAGGGAAGAAGAAUGGUGGAGAGAAGAGAAGAGAGAAGAAGCAGAUGAAGGCUGAAUUAAGAAAAAGGAGGAGAGAGAUAGGGGGGGGGUGGAACCACGGAAAAUAAGGGGAGAGGAAAGAAGAAGUGGAAUAAACUGAUGGAGGAAGGUUGGCGGAUGGUGAGACAGAGACAGGCGGCGGGCAGAAUCUGAUGGAUUAAUGGCAGGGCGAUGCGCACCCGAAGUCUUUCCAGGCCCCCAGUCGUCCCUGUGAGCAAAAGAAGAUAAGAGGGGGACAGAGGAACCGAUCAAGAAAGAAAGAGGGGGAGAAAUGGGAUAAAGAGGACAAACGAGCACAACGCAGAAUCCUCAGUCCGGAGAGAAAGCUCCUGAUUGUCUUCCCUCUCCAUCCAUCGCAGCUUUCCAACUCUCCAAACUUUUGACCUCAUGUCAGGACGCGCCGUUCGAGCCGAGACAAGGAGCCGGGCAAAAGAUGACAUCAAGAAAGUGAUGGCUGCUAUCGAGCACGUCCGGAGAUGGGAAAAGCGUUGGGUGACCGUGGGGGAUACUUCUUUACGGAUCUACAAGUGGGUACCUAUCGUGGACCCUCGGGAUGAGGAAAAAAGACGGCUAGAAGGUAGCAAAGAGCAGGAACAGACCAAACGGAGAAGGUUGCAGGUGUCUGCUCCUCGGAGCAAUUCUGCUCUGCUCAUGUUGGAUCUGAAUGACGAGAACAGCAACCAGAGUUCUCUUUCGGAGACUUCCCUGCUGAAAGGGGGAGACACCAGCCCCAGCCCCACCCCGGAUCGAAGCCAGACGGUGACUCCCACCCUCUUAGGGGAGCUGAAGACAGAGGAUUUGCAGCCCCCUUUGUUGGGGCAACAGGGAGAUCCUGGGAUGUGCCUUCUGGAGGGAACUGAUGAUCCACCCAAGCUUAGCAAAGAAGAACCAGAUCUCAAGACAUCCGAUUUCCAGGCCACGGAUACAGCAGCUUGCUUGGAACCCAGCAAAGGCUUGGAGGGACGAAUGACUGAACUGGAGGAAUCACCUUUAGGAGCUCCCUCCUUGAAGCGGAUCCAACCAGAGGCACGAGCUUUGGAGCCCAGCCCGCCCUCUGAGGUUUAACCUUAAGCUUAAAUUCAGGGCUAUCCUUCCCACCUCCUCUGACGGAUGGAUCUACG